Paramecium octaurelia is the source of this 435-nucleotide messenger RNA. NCBI's taxonomy places the organism in Eukaryota, Ciliophora, Oligohymenophorea, Peniculida, Parameciidae. The record is from the annotation of a GenBank genome assembly.
AUGUAAUUGAAUUCCAAUUUACUGGAGUUAGUGAUUUUGUAUAAAUCUGUUGUUCUCAUACUUUAGAUUUAUAAAAAUCUUGUGCAUGUUUAGGAAUCAGAGUUAUCAAUAACUGUCCAUUUAAUAUAGAGAAUUUAAGAAUCAAAAUAUUAUUAGAUAAAAAUUCUUUUUAUCCAAAAUAAUUAUAAAUUAAUUGAAGAGUUACAAUGUAAUUAAGAAAAUAUAAUUAUUUUAUGUAGUUAAAGUAAAUCCAAAGCUCUUUAUUCGUUUUCUAAUAUUGCAAGAUAUUAAAAUGAAUCUUUAUAAUAAUUUGCUAUCAGACCAUAUAACAUCAAAAUUAGGUUUGUUGGAAGUAUAAUUUAUAUGCUAUCUCAAUUAAAUAUCAUAAGAGCUACAUAGAAAGUUUUUAGAGAAAAUUCAUAAAUUUCUAUUUGA